Ciona intestinalis (vase tunicate) is the source of this 3302-nucleotide messenger RNA. NCBI's taxonomy places the organism in Eukaryota, Metazoa, Chordata, Ascidiacea, Phlebobranchia, Cionidae. The record is from RefSeq and is a predicted model, not a curated record.
UGCUGUUAUUUAAAGGUGUGCUACUAAUAAUCGCCUGAGUGUAUCACUAUGAGUUCUUCUGCUGUACAGAGAAGACCAAAAGAUACUUUCCAGCAAGAACUGGAUGAUGUUAUACAGAAGAGACGAAGUAAAGGAUAUUCCACUGGAUUCUCGGAUGCAGAGGAAGUGGGAGAAGAUUAUGACGACGACUUUGAUGAAGAAAGCGACGAUGAUGAUAUACUGAAGCAGUUCACAAAACCAAGUAAAAGUCUCAAUAAAACUAUGAAAGGAAAGAUGACAAAACAAGAUUGGAAGCUUCCAUCUUACCUUCAAGAUGAUGAUGAUGAAAGUUCAGAUGACGAUCCGUCUCAGUUUCUUAAAACAACCAAACCAACUUCCCCAACUGAUAAGUUAAGUAAGAAAUCAUCAAAACCAACUCCGUUACCCCAAUCAUCGGUUCUCUCUAAAACCAUGCGGCAAGAUGACGGUGACAACCCACUUUUGUCACUUCUCAAUGACAACCUCCAUGGCGGAACAGCCACAUCAAAGUCUGAUAAACCAAGAUCAAAAUCCCCGUUUUCUCCGGAUGCAACACAAACAUACACCUCUCCUCGUGGAGUGGGAUCCCCGAGAGUAAAAUCUCCAACCUACGCUGAAGAGAAGAUCGUAUCGCCAAGAUCUCGUACAAAGAGUCCUCUUCCUUCAACAUCUUUCCAAUCCUCCAAAGAAACCAUUCCUCCAGGGAUGGAAGAGAAGAAUCCUAUUUCUCCUCUUAUCUCUCCUCGCUUGGAAAAAGACUCCAGGAAUCGAAAAAAGUUUGAGAGCGAAAAUAAGUCAGAGAAUCUUAACCCAACAGUCCCUGUUCGUCGGCCUAGAAAAACAAAUGGAAAAAACCAGGAAGAAAAAUCUGUAGAUGAGAUUCUAUCCUCUAUGAGGAGAAGUUUAAAUGAAGAUAGAGACUCAAUUGAUCGGACGAAAUCUUCAUCCGAAAAACCAGUUAAAGAAGGUGCAUCUGGAUCCUUCAAAUCUCAAUCCAUCAUUGAUUUUCUUCUGGAUGACCCGAAUAAACCAAAACCUGCUCCAAGGAAGAAAGGAGCUGAAGAGGUGGAAGUUAGAAGAUCAAGGUCAAGGAGUGGGAGCCGACCUGGGACUCCUGGGGAUUUAAAAUCUCAUCACAGAUCUCCCACCCCACCUAGUGCUCGCGAUAAAAAGAGGAAGGAGAGUGAAAACGAACGAGUACGGUCGCCAACGUCUUCAUCACAAGAUCGACCGAGUUCAUUUCCCCCUGUGACAGAUAGCAUUAUGACAUCAUCAUACGAUACGAGAGCUCGCGAUAAACGACGAGCAAAGAAAGUUAAAGAUGACGUUGAUACACAAGUGCAGAGGAAUGAACAAAGAUCCCCCGAUAAAACAUCGACCACAGACGAGUUGCUUGCAUUGUUUGAGCAAGUCAACACAACAGAUGAUCCAAACAGAGAACGAAAGAUCGAAAAUCCACAAACAACAUUAGAUGAAAGAGUGAAAAGUCCUGUUGAAGAGGUUGUUGAUAAAACAAUUAAUGAGAUGUCUAUGGAGAAGCCGAAACAAACAUCUUCCAACCACUUGAUGGAAAACGUGAUCGAAAACAUCGCCACGCAUAACGAGGACACGAUACAUGAACAAGGAUAUGAUAAGCCCCAAAAAGAGAACGUAGAAACCACCGAAAAGAAAAAGGUUCCAGCUACAAGACUUGGUUCAAGUUCAAGAAUGAACAAAUCUUAUCGAACUCCACCAGUAGGUUACCAAGGGCUGGGGUCGGUCACUGCAUUGAAACAACUACAAACCUAUCAUGGACCUAAAGAAGACCAAGCCUUGAAUUCGACGGCAGAUAUAAGAGAGACAAUAUACAUGCAAUGGCUAGCUGAUCGUGAGGUGAAAAUAAAAGAGAGGAAAAAGCAAGAGAAGUUGAAGAAGAAGGAGGAAGAAGAGAAGAAGGUGAAAGCAGAAGAAGAAAAAAGGUUGGAUGGUGAAAGUGCAAGAAGAGCUUGGAUGGAAGAUAAAGAAAAAUACCUAAAAGAGCAAGAGAAGAGAAAAAGAAGAGAAGAGAGAAAGCAAAGAGAAGAGAAAAUGAAAAAGGAAGAAGAAAAAUGGAAAUCCGAAAAAAAAGGAGAUAUGAUCAGGAAGAAGAAAAUAGAGGAAGCCAGGAGGAAACAUAGGGAAGAGGAGAAAAGAAAGAGAGAAGAAGAGAUGCUCCAAAAAGAGAAAGAAAGACAAAAGAAAGAGGAAAAUGAGAAAGCCCUCAAUGAAUGGAACAAAAAGAGAAGUACUGAAUGGGUGCAAGCGAAAAAGAAAGAGAAAAAAGAAAAAAGCAAGAUUGAAAAAGAAAAGCAAAAAGAAAAAGAGAAGAAGAGUGAAGAAGCUCAAGAUAAAUAUGCAAAAUGGCGAGAGAGAAAGGAGGAACAACUUAAGAACGAUCGUCAUCGAAUGGUUGAAGACGAAGACCGGCCAACAUGGCGGCCAGCCAAUAAGGUGAUCCCGUUUGGUCGCUAAUUCGCACUUGGUUUGAACUGUCACGUGAUGCACAAUGACGUCAGUAGCAUAGAAAUUCCAUAAUUUUUUUUUUAAAUAGUUUAAAAUAAACCUCAGAUAAAAAAAAUCCCCGUCCACCAAGAAACGACUUGUAUUAAAUCACGUGACUAAUCGUCGUCAAACUUCAUUUUCCCGUCAUUAUCGCUACUGUGACGUAAUUAUGUCAAAAACCGCACCCAAAAUAACGAGUUUAAAAAAUUGUAGCUGCUGCAAUUUGUGAUUUCGAUUUUUUACGACUUCCAUUUCCCAAACCUUAGACAACUCGUUAAAUUUCCGUUAUCAAAGUUACAUACGUGGUAACUCGCAAGCGGGCACGAGGUGUAUGAAACAGAACACCCUGUUAUAAGACUGUCGUUGCCCGCCACUCUAGAAUCAACAAGAUUCAUUCAUUCGUUAUGCAAAGUUUUAUCACUAACUUGUUCAGCACAACACUUUUAUUUUGCUGGUUUUGGUUCACUAACUAGAAAUAUAUUCACAAACUUAAAAUAUUCGUUUCAUGUGUUUUAUCUAUUUUUUUUUAUAAAAAUUCACGACAAAACAAUACUAUUUUAUGUGUGUUAGGUCCGGUAGUAAAAAACGUUACGUGACUUAAAAUUUUAGCCAGGCCCAUUACCGCGACUAUAAAACUAACGUUAAAUAAAAGUUGCAGCGUAGUAUAUUUUUUUAGUUACUAAAUCUUUUAUGUUGUUCAUAUGUUUUUAAGUCAAUUUUACACUUUUGUUUUGCUUUUGAUAAUCGUAAUAAACGUUUUAUUU